AUGAUCGAACCGACACAUCAGGCAUUUCAGGAUAUUCAAAAACUUGACAAUUUUUUAACAAAAUGCAAUCUCCUAUUUGAAGAUCCCUAUGUAGAGGAACAUCCGUCACAUAGUGAUGCUAUUGUUGCUAGAAGGAGUAUUUCUUACGUUGACGAAUUCUUUAGACAAAGAGGUUUUAUAAAUGUACAGUCCAAAUGGUUACGUGAAAUUACCAACGUUGCUGAAGGAGAAGAUUGGAGUAGGGUAUCAAGAUACAUCAAAGAUGCUAAUAAUGAAUUUAUGGGAUUCAAUCGAGUGUAUUCCGAUAUCAUGCGGCAAGUUGAAAAGGAAGCUUCUUAUUCAAAACUGACCAAUCAGCAAAACGUAAAACAAGAAAAUCAACUUGACACUAGGUUAGGCAAGAUUGACGAAGCACCGUCAAGGUUGACCGACGAGACAAGAUAUAUGUCGCCACAAAUGGUACAGUAUGUAAAUACAACACAUAAUGACAGAAACAACUAUAACAAUGAGACACAGACAAGACAACAGGAGACUCCAGAUGUGUAUGCCUCACAUUCCCAUAGAAAUAAUCAUGAUGCAGGAAAACAACAAGGUGUUAUGGAUGAAGAACUCAGAUCACAACUGCGUCUCGCUUUAGAUAAAUUGGAAGAUACAAACAUAGAGGAAACCAUUUUGCCGGACCCAGAAGUAAUUGCAUCUGAAAGGCUGGAACAACAAGAAGAAUUUAAACGGCGUGGCGAACAAGCAAGCAAAGCUCUUCAUGACAACAACCCAAACAUCACGGAUCUCAGUGAUAUAAAUAGACCAAGUAAGAUAGCAGAAAGAUUCAGCAAUUUAUAUGACGAUCUUUGGACUGAUGCAUGCGAGGAGCUUACUAAAUUCUACAGACAAGAACAUCAUACAGAAAAAAGAUGCAUUCUUGAUUUGGCUACUAUACUUAAGGCAACAUUUGAAUAUUCGUCUAAACACGUGGAUACACAACUAGAGAGAAUUGCACAUCAAACAAGAGAAAUGAUGCUAGAUCCCUGUAGUGAUAGACAGCAGGAGACAGAUUCAAACGAUCCAUUUCGACAUGACAAGACACUUGGACAGUAUGCAUUGAUCUGUAUAAAGGAUACCGCUGAUCUAAGUGUUCCUGCUCUACAAAAGAAUUUCAUGGUCCACGCCUUUCCAAGUAGUAAAGUUACAGCAAAUAUAACAAAAUUAUCAUCAGUGAAAAAAUACACAGAAAGAUGCAUAGAAUUAACAUGGCUUAUGAAUGUUCAAGACCCAUCAAUGGUACUGUUAUGGCCAGAUAUGGUUUCACAGGAAAAUUUAACAGACAUUUUCCGAUACUACACUGCAACAGGAACAGUCCUUGAUCAUGAAGUUUGGCCAGCACUUCUGUUGUACAAAGAUGGUCCUAUGGUGGUUAAAGGCGUAGCAAAAUUUAGGAAUUAA
Mytilus trossulus (common blue mussel) is the source of this 1440-nucleotide messenger RNA. RefSeq lists its product as uncharacterized. NCBI's taxonomy places the organism in Eukaryota, Metazoa, Mollusca, Bivalvia, Mytilida, Mytilidae. The transcript is spliced from 8 exons. The coding region runs from base 1 to 1440 and encodes 479 amino acids. The record is from RefSeq and is a predicted model, not a curated record.